AUGUCGCCCUGCGUGACCUCACACCUCUGCCUGCUGGUCUUACCAGUGAUGUCACUGCUGCUGCUCUUCACUCCCAUUGGUUGGAGCUACGAUGGCCUCACCCCUGGCUGUCACCUUCACCCCUUCAACGUGACCAUCCGCAGUGACCGCCGCAGCACGUGUAAAGGCACCCAUCUGGUCUACGCCUGUGUGGGCUACUGCGAGUCCAGCGCCUUCCCGUCCCGAUACUCCGUCCUCGUGGCCUCCAACUUCACCCACAACAUCACCUCCGCCUCACGAUGCUGCACCAUCAGCAAGGACGCCAAGGUCAAAGUUCGCCUGGACUGCCCUCGUGGUCGCCACCACGAUGAAAUAGAGAUCCUGACAGCGAAGGCGUGUCGCUGCGACAUGUGCCGCAAGUCCCGCUACUGA
Molecule: messenger RNA, 411 nt
Organism: Limanda limanda (common dab)
Lineage: Eukaryota; Metazoa; Chordata; Actinopteri; Pleuronectiformes; Pleuronectidae
Gene: gpha2
Product: glycoprotein hormone subunit alpha 2
Exons: 3
Coding region: 1-411 (136 amino acids)
Biological process (GO): cell surface receptor signaling pathway
Cellular component (GO): extracellular region
Molecular function (GO): hormone activity; hormone receptor binding
Source: RefSeq, a predicted model, not a curated record